This is a messenger RNA of Trichomycterus rosablanca, 1492 nucleotides long. It is a transcript of the gene zbtb7b, whose product is annotated as zinc finger and BTB domain containing 7B. The record is from RefSeq and is a predicted model, not a curated record. Lineage: Eukaryota; Metazoa; Chordata; Actinopteri; Siluriformes; Trichomycteridae. Gene Ontology annotation, molecular function: RNA polymerase II cis-regulatory region sequence-specific DNA binding; DNA-binding transcription factor activity, RNA polymerase II-specific; protein binding. Gene Ontology annotation, biological process: positive regulation of gene expression; regulation of transcription by RNA polymerase II. The transcript has 3 exons. The coding region runs from base 7 to 1446 and encodes 479 amino acids.
UUCUCCAUGACUGGCAGAAUGGUGGCGAUGUCUCCAGGAGAGGACGGUCUGAUUGGGAUUCCGUUCCCAGAACACAGUAACGAACUGCUUUAUCGCCUUAAUGCCCAGCGACGCUCUGGCCUGCUAUGUGACCUCACUUUGACCUCCCGCGGUGCCCGGUACCCAACACACCGCGCUGUCAUGGCUGCCGUCAGCUUGUACUUCCGCCAGCUGUUUGGGGCGGAGGAGGUGGGUGAAGCGGGCGAGGUGGGUGAGGGCUGCAGCGUGUGCCAGCUGGACUGCGUAUCUCCGGAAGCGCUGGACGCCCUGCUGGAGUUCGCCUACACCGCAACGCUGACCAUCCGCUCGUCUGACAUGAGGGAGGUGCUGGAGGGCGCCCAGCUGCUUGGCAUAGAGUGCGUGGCUGAUGCCUGCCGACAUAUCCUGGGUGAGGUGGGCGAGGUUAACGAGGACAAAGCAGGUCACACACAGAAAAACCAGAGGGCACCAUCACGCAGGAAACAGGACCGUCGUAAUGUAGAGAAAGCCGUGUCACCGGUGCGUCCAGCAUGGAGGAAAACACAGUUUGAAGAAGACCUGCUGACAUACGCAGCCCCGCCCACUCCAGAAAACAAACCCCACCUGACACAGAACGAACCUGAGCAAAGCGUCCUGGAGGGCGAGCUGACCAACGGGGUGCAUCGCAGUCCACAGCCACUGAAGGACCUGACGUCAGAAGAGGAUUCAAAACGCAGAAGAGAGGCUGUAUCACAGAGCCACACCCCAUCACAGGCUGAAACCGCUACAGGUGGCGCCACGGAGGGCGUCACUAAGAAGAGGAAGUCUCAAACGCCUCAGCAGUGCCCAGUCUGUCAUAAAAUCAUUCACGGUGCAGGAAAGCUGCCGCGCCACAUGAGGACGCACACCGGAGAAAAACCCUUCCAGUGCAACACCUGCGGCGUCCGCUUCACACGGAAUGAUAAGCUAAAGAUCCACAUGAGGAAGCACACAGGUGAGAGGCCAUAUUCAUGCCCCAGCUGCCCCGCUCGCUUUCUGCACUCCUAUGACCUGAAGAACCAUCAGUCCCUGCACAGCGGUACGCGACCCUACGAGUGUUCUCUCUGCCACAAAGCCUUUGCUCGUGAGGACCACCUGCAGCGACACCGCAAAGGUCUCGCCUGCCUUGAGCUCCAUCCACGUCUGGAAUUCCGCCAGAGACGGGCUCGCCACCCCUCAUCACCUCAUUCGCCAUUGUCACCUUCACUAUUGGCGUCGUCAUCCGCCACUGCUGCUGCACGCUUCCAGAUCCAUCAGGAGGUGGAGAAUUCUGGUAGUGUGUCGCUUGCAACAGUUCCAUCGCUGAUCUCUGGAGGAAUUAUGUAUCCCAGAAUACCACACUGGAGGGCAAUAGAAGAGCAGGAGGGUGGCGAGCAGAGGGCGGCAUGGCGAGAAGAGAAGGAUUUGUAGUGUGUGUGUGUGUGUGUGUGUGUGUGUGUGUGUGUGUGUGUGUGUG